This is a messenger RNA of Pelagomonas calceolata, 1070 nucleotides long. Lineage: Eukaryota; Pelagophyceae; Pelagomonadales; Pelagomonadaceae. The record is from the annotation of a GenBank genome assembly.
CGGUGAUAUCUCGGACCAAGCCUGGGGCCCGCCGUCGACCUAUAGCUUCGUCUGUUGGUUUGCCCGGCGGAGCAGGACAAAACGGGCAGCCCAUACGCGCCGCUCCCGCGGUUUGCUGGGGCACAAACGACUCGCAUCAUGACGCCGGAGGAGCACUGGACGGAGCACGCGCCGCGGCCGCGCCGGCCACGCCUCGGCCCCAUCCUGCACCGCGUGGCCGCGGAGCUGCCGCACAUCAGCGAGGCCAAGGGCAUGCGCAUGGAGGGCGGCACACGCCUGGCCUUCCUGUCCUUCUACGGCGUCCAGAACGCGAGGACGUUGGUGGUUCACGCCGCCGAGCCCACGUCGAAGAGCGUGUCGCUGCUCGCGCUCGACGAGGCGUUUCUGCGGGCGGCCGUCGCGGCCGCGGGGUGGACGCGCGGACCUGUGCAGCACGACCAGGUGGACGCCGCGGGACCGCUCGCGCGCUGGCUCGGCCCGCGCGGGUCGUCGGUCGCCUGCAAGCGGCGGCUCUCGCGGUCGCAAUGGGCCGAGACACUCGGCUGGCUCGUGUCCAAAUUGCGGCUCGUGGGCGACAAAGAUUCGUUGACUGUAUGUGUCGAACCGGUCCAGGCCGUGCCGCCGACGCCAAUCGUGGAAGCGGAGCCGGAGAUGGUGGAGGACGAGGACGACGGCGACCUCGCGGAUUUGGGGCUGGACGCAUUCGCGGAGGCGUAUUAUGGGCGAUUGCGGGAGGCCGCGGGCGCGCCGGGGUCGCCGUCGGUCGCUUCCGUCGUGCCCGUGUCGCUCCCGCCCUCGCCGGCCGAGGAGGAGUCGUACCCCCUGUCGCCGCCCGAGGUCAUCUCCGAUGUUUAUGGAGGCGCGCGCGAGGCCGCGCUCAACGCGAUCGAUUUCGAGGAGGUGCGGCUGCGGACGCGGCGGCCGCUGCCCAACCCGCGGCCGCACGCGCAGCAUCUGGUGCUCGGCGCGCGCAUCGACAACAUCGAGCGAUUGAUCAAUGAGAAGCUUGACCAGGCCGAUGAACUAUCGGUCGGCGGCGUCGGGCUGGCUUGCUAAGAAAAUUAGUACAC